This is a messenger RNA of Caenorhabditis briggsae, 636 nucleotides long. The record is from RefSeq and is a predicted model, not a curated record. The transcript has 5 exons. NCBI's taxonomy places the organism in Eukaryota, Metazoa, Nematoda, Chromadorea, Rhabditida, Rhabditidae. Bases 1 to 636 code for a protein of 211 amino acids.
AUGUCAUGUGCGGAUAGCAAAGACUACUGUAGGGAUGACUAUUUUAGAAAAAAAUGCCCUCUAACCUGUGGAUUGUGUACACCGGAUCCCAAUCAAUGCUAUGAUUUUAACACAGACUGUUCGAAAUUCGAAUUCGAAUGCAAUACAGUACCCCAGUACACACAACAGUGUCCGAAAACGUGUGGAAAUUGUGAUGACAGAACUACAGUUACAGUACCAGGGAAAACUACAGUAAUUCCAACAACUCUUGAGAGAACUACAGUACCUGCAAGGACUACAGUAAUCCCUGAUUGUGUGGACCAUUUAAUAGAAUGUCCCCAAUUUUCCAAGCCCUGCAGUGAUGGAUUAGCAAUACAAUGUCCACUCAGUUGUGGGGUUUGUAAUGGAACUACAAUAGUUCCACGGACCACAGUACCCCCAAGGACUACAGUACUCCUAAAGACUACAGUAAGGACUACAGUACCCCCACCAACUACAAAAACUACAAAAAAGCCGACUCCAACAACUCCAAAACCACCAUGCAAGGAUGCGUCGCCAAAUUGUCCAACAUGGGCGAAAAAUGGAUUCUGCACCAACACAUUCUAUCCACCGGAGAAGAGAAAAGAAUACUGUGCCAAAACUUGUAAAUAUUGCUAA